AUGUCAGUGUUUCAACCACUUGCCACCAAAGAUGAAAUUUUGCAUCUUAAAAGUGGAUACGCUACCUACAUGAACAUGUCUGUCUGUGACGAUGUGGAACUGGAUGUGCUGGCUUUGUGGAAUACCCACCAAGACGCACUUCCCAACUUUAGGUUUCUUGCACAGUUCUUUAUAGGACCUGAUGAAGCUUGCUGUCACCAAGAGGAUAUUAGACAGGGGAAUUAUGUGAUGCAGGAUUUAUGUAUUGUCGGCAAGCUUUUUAAAGCAGGGUUUGGCAGCGUUUUUGGGCAGAAUGCCAAAAACACCCAUAACCUCAAUUUAUGGUAUCAUGGAAAACUUGACAGAACCAUUGCAGAAGAACGUCUUAGGCAAGCAGGAAAGCCUGGUUGUUACCUUAUUCGAGAGAGUGACCGAAGGCCAGGGUCGUUUGUGCUUUCAUUCCUUAGUAAAACAAAUGUGGUCAAUCACUUUAGGAUUAUUGCCAUGUGUGGAGAUUAUUAUAUUGGUGGACGACGCUUUUCUUCACUCUCAGACCUCAUAGGUUAUUAUAGUCAUGUGUCUUGUUUGCUUAAGGGGGAAAAAUUACUUUUUCCUGUAGCACCUCCAGAGCCAGUGGAAGACAGAAGGAGAGUUCGAGCCAUUCUGCCGUACACUAAAGUGCCAGACACAGAUGAAAUAAGUUUCCUUAAAGGAGACAUGUUUAUUGUCCACAAUGAACUGGAAGACGGCUGGAUGUGGGUUACAAACCUACGGACAGAUGAACAAGGCCUUAUUGUAGAGGACCUAGUGGAAGAAGUGGGACGAGAAGAAGACCCGCAUGAAGGCAAAAUAUGGUUCCAUGGGAAGAUCUCCAAACAAGAAGCUUACAGUUUGCUGAUGACAGUUGGCCAAGUGUGCAGUUUUCUUUUGAGGCCUUCAGAUAAUACACCUGGUGAUUAUUCACUUUAUUUUCGGACCAAUGAAAAUAUUCAGCGUUUCAAAAUUUGCCCAACUCCAAACAAUCAGUUUAUGAUGGGAGGCAGAUACUAUAACAGUAUUGCUGACAUCAUUGAACACUACAGAAAAGAACAGAUUGUUGAAGGAUAUUACCUUAAAGACCCUGUCCCGAUGCAGCAUCAAGAACAAGUACUUAAUGAUACAGUGGACGGAAAAGAAAUCUACAAUACUAUUCGCCGGAAAACAAAGGAUGCUUUUUAUAAAAAUAUUGUCAAAAAAGGCUAUCUUCUGAAAAAAAGCAAAGGAAAGCGGUGGAAGAACUUGUAUUUUAUUUUAGAGGGAAAUGAUGCCCAGCUUAUUUAUUUUGAAAGUGAAAAAAGAGCCACAAAACCCAAAGGAUUAAUAGAUCUCAGUGUGUGUUCUGUCUAUGGAGUACAUGACAGUCUGUUUGGCAGGCCAAACUGUUUUCAGAUAGUAGUUCAGCACUUUAGUGAAGAGCAUUACAUCUUUUACUUUGCAGGAGAAACUCCAGAACAAGCCCAGGACUGGAUGAAAGCUCUGCAAAUGUUUUGCAAUUUACGAAAAACCAGUCCAGGGACAUCCAAUAAACGUCUGCGUCAGGUCAGCAGUCUUAUUUUACAUGUGGAAGAAGCUCAUACACUCCCAGUCAAACACUUCACCAAUCCUUAUUGCAAUAUUUACCUGAACAGUGUCCAGGUAGCAAAAACGCAUAUCAGGGAAGGCCAGAACCCCGUAUGGUCAGAGGAAUUUGUCUUUGAUGACCUCUCAUCUGAUAUCAACAGAUUUGAGAUAAGUCUUAGUAACAAAACAAAGAAAAGCAAAGAUCCAGAUAUAUUGUUUAUGCGCUGCCAGUUAAACCGGUUACAAAAAGGACACGCAACAGAUGAAUGGUUUCAGCUCAGUUCUCACAUACCAUUAAAAGGUAUUGAACCAGGAUCUUUGCGAGUACGAGCACGAUAUUCAAUGGAGAAAAUCAUGCCAGAAGAGGAGUACAGUGAAUUUAAAGAGCUUAUACUACAGAAGGAGCUGCAUGUAGUUUACGCCUUAUCAAAUGUAUGUGGACAGGACCGAACACUAUUGGCCAGCAUUUUACUGAGGAUUUUUCUUCACGAAAAACUUGAGUCAUUGCUCUUACGAACACUAAAUGAUAGGGAAAUCAGCAUGGAAGAUGAAGCUACAACCCUAUUUCGUGCUACCACACUUGCAAGCACCCUUAUGGAGCAGUAUAUGAAAGCUACAGCAACACGUUUUGUUCAUCAUGCGCUGAAAGACUCUAUUUUAAAGAUAAUGGAAAGCAAGCAGUCUUGUGAGCUAAAUCCCUCAAAGUUAGAAAAAAAUGAAGAUGUGAACACUAACUUAACACAUCUGCUGAGUAUACUUUCAGAAUUAGUGGAGAAAAUAUUCAUGGCUGCAGAGAUAUUGCCUCCGACAUUAAGAUAUAUUUAUGGAUGUUUGCAGAAGUCUGUCCAAAACAAGUGGCCAACCAAUACCACUAUGAGAACUAGAGUUGUUAGUGGCUUUGUUUUUCUCCGACUGAUUUGUCCUGCGAUCCUGAAUCCAAGGAUGUUUAAUAUCAUCUCAGAUUCCCCUUCCCCUACUGCUGCAAGAACACUGACGCUGGUCGCCAAGUCUGUGCAGAACUUAGCAAAUUUGGUUGAGUUUGGAGCUAAGGAGCCGUACAUGGAGGGGGUAAAUCCAUUCAUCAAGAGCAACAAACAUCGCAUGAUCAUGUUCUUAGAUGAACUUGGGAAUGUACCUGACCUGCCAGACACUAUAGAACAUUCUAGAACUGACAUGUCUCGUGAUCUAGCAGCCUUGCACGAGAUUUGUGUGGCACAUUCAGAUGAGCUUCGGACACUCAGUAAUGAGCGAGGCGUAAUGCAGCAUGUUCUUAAGAAGCUUCUGGCUAUUACAGAACUGCUUCAACAAAAACAGAAUCAGUAUUCAGUGUCUAAUAACAUCAGGUAGCAGCUUUCUACCUAAAAUUCUGCAUGGAUCCAGCAUGCCCAAUAUGGGAACACACACCAAUAUCACUUCCUUCUUGCUCUUGCCAAAAAUAGCACACCUUUUUCACAUUCCCAGUGAUGUGUGAACUAUGCAAAAAGAAAACAAAGAUUCUGUUGGUUAAUGAUUGUACCAGCAGCUUUUUAAGCUAUCUGUGCAGGAUGUUUUGCACUUUUUUCCACUUGGAACCAAUUUUCACAACCUCUGAGCCUUGGUGUACAAAUCACCUUUGACAAAGAAAAUGCUGUGACUGUCUUGAACUUUGAAAGUUAUUUUCAACACUUCCAAUUGCCAAAGUUUUGCUGCCUGUUGAAAAAGAAUUCUAGUCAACUGACAAGGAAAGGAACUCAUUUUGACAGCUAAGUAUAACUGGAUAACAUUUCUUACUGUAAUUUCUGACUGGUUACAAUUAUGACUUUGACUGUUCAACCACUUUUAAUAUGUAUUUACAGUUUCCAGAGUUUGACAUUAUGGUAGGAACAAUCUUUGCUGUACACUUUUAUACCAUGCUGUUUCUCUUGCUGGAAUCAUGUUGAAAGACAGUAUGUAGAAUGAGUCUGGUUGGCUUUAUUUUUUAAUGUACCACUGAUUUACUCUGAAUAAUUCUUCCAUCAAGGAUUGUAUAUCCAGAUAAAUCAUAAUGCUUUUGUAAAAUGUUUACAACAGUAAAUAAUUUUGAAUUGAAUAAAUUUAUUGAUCAUUGUAUCAGACAUGCAUGCAUUCAUUAAA
Molecule: messenger RNA, 3690 nt
Organism: Alligator sinensis (Chinese alligator)
Lineage: Eukaryota; Metazoa; Chordata; Crocodylia; Alligatoridae
Gene: RASA1
Product: RAS p21 protein activator 1
Exons: 27
Coding region: 1-2925 (974 amino acids)
Biological process (GO): regulation of GTPase activity
Molecular function (GO): protein binding
Source: RefSeq, a predicted model, not a curated record